UCCUUUUUCUGCUUUUAUACGAAACUACUGAUGAAUAGUUGUGUAUUUUUGGUGGAAUCGCCGGCAAUAUUGAUUACUAAGACAUGGUGCAUUUAUGGGCUGUGAAAUGUUGACAUAUUCGCGGUGAAAUUUCCAAUAUCGAUCUUUUUCUUCUGAAAGUGUUCCGAUCUAAAUGGAAUUAGUUGAGAAAGCCCUUUGUGAAAGAAAUAGACAUGGUACAUGGGAACAGGUUCCUUCACGUUGUUGCAGGUCUUCUCAUGCUUGGGUUGUCUGGGGCAACAAAGACAGAAGCAGUGAAAAACAAUUCAGGGGUCCAGCCAGCAGGUCAGUGUGGAACCUGGAUUAAAGAAUUAGAGGGAGGCCUCUUCACCUCACCCAAUUACCCAAACAAAUAUCCCCCAGAGCGAGAAUGCAUCUACAUCAUUGAAGCUCCCCCGAGACAAUGCAUUGAUCUUUUCUUUGAUGAAAAGUAUUCAAUAGAGCCUUCGUGGGAAUGUAAAUUUGACCAUAUUGAAGUCCGGGACGGGCCCUUUGGCUUUUCUCCAAUAAUUGGACGCUACUGCGGCCAGCAGAACCCUCCAUAUAUCAGAUCAAGUGGCCGCUACCUAUGGAUAAAAUUUGUUGCUGAUGGUGAAUUGGAAGCCAUAGGAUUUUCUGCAAGCUACAAUUUCACAGCAGAUCCUGACUUUAAAGACAUAGGAGUCUCUAAAUCUCUUCCCUUUUGUGAAUUUGAGAUGGGAGGACCCGAAGGCAUCAUUGAAUCGCAGCAGAUCAUCAAAGAUGGCAAAGCCUCACAGACAGAGGCAGUGGACUGCAAGUGGUACAUUCGUGCCCCUCCUCGUUCCAAGAUCUACUUGCGCUUUCUAGACUAUGAGAUGCAGAACUCUAAUGAGUGUAAACGUAAUUUUGUCGCGGUGUAUGAUGGCAGCAGCUCAGUGGAGGACCUGAGGAACAAGUUCUGCAGCACUGUAGCCAAUGACGUCAUGCUGGUGUCUGCGAUGGGCGUGGUCCGCAUGUGGGCAGAUGAGGGGAGUAGCAAGAGCCGCUUCCGUAUCCUCUUCACUACCUUCCAAGAGCCUCCAUGCGAGGCAGAUACUUUCUUUUGCCACAGUAACAUGUGUAUCAAUAAUACGCUGGUGUGCAAUGGAGUCCAGAACUGUGUCUACCCCUGGGAUGAGAACCAUUGCAAAGAAAAACGGAAAGCCAAUAUCCUGGACAACCUCAAUAACACAAAUGGCACCAUCAUCGGUGUAACAUGCUGCAUUGUACUGAUCCUACUUGUUGUAUCAGUGAUUGUUCAAAUCAAACAGCCAAGAAAGAAAUAUAUCCUGAGACGUGAGGACUUUGACCCCACCAUGUUCCAGGAGGUGUUCCAAGAGCUGCCACAUUACGAACUGUGCACUCUCCGCAGCGCGGCUGCCACCUCAGCGGACAUGGCCGAGUUGGUCGAGGACUUUGAGAGCUACCACAAACUAAGGAGUGCCUCCUCACGCUGUGUACACGAGCAUCACUGCGGUUCCUCGCAGCUAUCCAGUGCCAAGGGCAGCCGCACCAACCUGAGUCCCCGUGAGGCGGCAGCAGCCAUAUUGACAGACCUCCCGCCUCAACAGUUGCGGCCACUUCCUCCACAAAGCAACCGGCGGAACAUUCUGGUAAUGAGACACACCUACUCACAUGAUGCUGCAGAUGCCUGUGACCUAGAUGAUGACCUGGAGGAGGUGCCCACCACCAGCCACAGGUUGUCCAGACAUGAGAAAGCAGUGCAGCGGUUCUGCCUCAUUGGGUCUCUAAACAAACAUGAAUCUGAGUACAACACAACUAGGGUGUAAGAGACAAUCUGAAGGCUGUUACAUCAUACACCUCGCCCAAGAUUGGCAUCUUAUGAGACCAUUAUUUUUUUUUCCUUCAAUAUCUAGGCACCAACUUCUUUGUUCAGAAAGUAGCUCAAACUGUGAAGCACUUGGAGACUAAUUAUAUUCACACACACUGGUCUGAAACUGAAUAUACAAACUGAUGUAAAUUCUUCAUUCAGUGGAAUUUGAACCAUUGUUUGCUCUUGUUUGACCUCAAGACUGUAUUGUAAUGCACAGAUUGUUUUUCAGUACAAAUGUAGGUGCAUCAAAUUUGUUCUUUGCAAAAUGCAUAGUUGAAGACCUAUAAAAGAUUCUAAGAUCAUUAGGUUUCAGGGGUGGACUAGGAAGACUCCUUUUCUGUAUAUCGCUGCCCCUUCGGCAUAUCGCACAGUUUUGUGGCCCGUUCUGCAUAACGCGGUGGCUCAUUUCAUCUUAUGCCUCCUACACACUACACGACUUUCAAAGACGUCGGAUCGUGGUACCGUUCAUAUUACACAACUGUCUGUCUUGUCAUGGAAGUCAUGCCAUUUUGAAAUUACACGAGGAAUCGGCGACAGGGGUGAACACAUUACAAAAUAUUUCACUCUGCCUGGACUACAAAUUACAUUUCACAACAGAAUCCACACGAGAAGUGAUACAAGAUACGAAAACAAAUGCAUGAUCAUAUGUUAUGCAUUUCAGAAUAUGAUGUGUAUGUUUUUAAUCGCCUCAAGGCAUCGUAUGUUUUAUUGGUUACAAUAUGAAAAAGUACCUUCUAUUGAAAAAUCGACCUAUUUGCUUACCUGACUGUCCAAGAGAAUUGGCAGUUUCUCUCCAACUCUUCUCUUUCUCCAACCGGUUGUGGUAAGGUUCAGAUGAAACAUCAAAUAGGCACUGGUGCUCUUGUCAAUAUUCCACUAAUUUUUCCUCCAUUUCUUCGGUCCAAUGAGACUUUCUUGAUACUGCAUCCAUGCUAGUUGAUGUUCUGUUGCAGGUACAUGAGGACUCCUCCCACUGAAACUUCCCAUGCCCCGUUUCUUGCUCUCUCAUUGGCUGUAGGUCAACGCUGCAGUUGUAUUCAGUCAAAACAUAUUUCAUAACAUAGUUGGAAUUGCAGACAGGUCCAGAUUUUUAACAUUCUAGAUAUCUCGCUGACAUCGGCGACAUGUCUGCGAUUCUCUCAGAUCGCGUCUUUGAUCAUUUAUACAUUGCGAUCGUCUCUCACGGGAGCGAGCUCCAAUUUGCCUACGAUUUCAGGCUUUUGUCGACGAUCUCCACAAAACUGUCGGCGAGCGAAAAUCGGGCUUAAAAUCGUGUAGUGUAAACUCGGCAUUAGUCCCAGUUCUCCCGAUGGCCAGUCCGCCCCUGAUUGGCCCCAAAGUGCAUUUGCCCACCGGGAAAAUGCUGGUAUGCCAGAUUACUAAUCCAGCCCAGGGUUUAAUACUUGAACCAACCAAAAACAGGUGUAGUCGUGGGGUAAUUUUACUGUGAUUAGUUUUCUAAUCCUGGAACUUUUGUCUAGUUAGAGAUCUCGGAUUAUCAUCUCAAAUAAUUUGAAAUCCCAACAGUAAUGAAAACCCAAAGUCAGCUGGGCUUGUCUAUGCAUACACCAAAAGAUAAAGUGUGCUCACUAAUAUUUUUUAACAUAAAGUUACUAAUUAAUAAGAAAUGAGUUGAGCACAUGCCAGUAAUUCAAUGCCAUAUAGACUACAAUCUGACAAA
Messenger RNA from Xyrauchen texanus (razorback sucker), 3554 nucleotides. RefSeq names its product neuropilin and tolloid-like protein 1. Gene Ontology annotation, molecular function: protein binding. The transcript has 11 exons. The record is from RefSeq and is a predicted model, not a curated record. Bases 213 to 1829 code for a protein of 538 amino acids. Lineage: Eukaryota; Metazoa; Chordata; Actinopteri; Cypriniformes; Catostomidae.